Messenger RNA from Laetiporus sulphureus 93-53, 3920 nucleotides. RefSeq names its product ras GEF. The transcript is spliced from 12 exons. Gene Ontology annotation, molecular function: guanyl-nucleotide exchange factor activity. Lineage: Eukaryota; Fungi; Basidiomycota; Agaricomycetes; Polyporales; Laetiporaceae. The coding region runs from base 141 to 3539 and encodes 1132 amino acids. Gene Ontology annotation, cellular component: plasma membrane. Gene Ontology annotation, biological process: positive regulation of GTPase activity; Ras protein signal transduction. The record is from RefSeq and is a predicted model, not a curated record.
GGGGGUCACAUGAUACGGUAACCCAGACAGCGCGGGUCGCAUGCGCACAGUCGGCCGCGACGCCCUCUUCCCGUCUUCACUCGCGCAUCUCUUUCUCUCUCGUUGCUCAACGCCAUUCCCACCGUGAUGCACGCCCUCUCAUGACCGCCAAAAACCACACGAUCGACCUUCCUGAGAUUCCAUCCCUCCAGGUGCCAGAACCUUCCGACUGCGCCUCCUCGUCUUCUCUUCGGCCCUCCAGCAUGGCUUCUCAGCCACUGCGCUAUUCUUCGUACGCGUCGCAGGACACCUUCCUCUCCCCACCUCCAGACUCGAACGGGGUCUCCGCUGAGGAGAACCAGCUCGCCACGACCUCACAUUCAUUGUCUCCCAACUCCACGCUGAGGAAAUCCAUCUCCGUCGACUCUUUUGUCGGCUCCAAGCCUCCUCCUCAAGCCUCACGCGCUACUCGAGGCAACACGAUGUCUUCGAACCUUGCUUAUCCCCGUGAGGCCCGUCUGCGCCUUUCACAGUCGGGUCAAGCAGGGGAUCCGAUGCCUAGCACCUCCCGCAUGCCCACAAAAGAGCGCGAAAGGCGCGGCGCUCCUCCGCCUUUCAUACCGUCACAAUCUAGAGGGACAAGUUCCGGUGCUACUACGGACGCGCGCGAUCAUUCCUACUUUCUUGAUGAGUCCGACAUGGAGCGCUCAGAAGACCUGUCCAGGCGCGCACGAAAAAGCAAGACAGCGUCCAAUCAGGCCAUACCUCCGCCGGGCGAACUGGGACUACCAUCGCGAUUGCAGACCAUGAGCUCGUUCCCUAACAUCAAUGCGAAUCACCCGCCUGCUCCGAUCAUCCCUGCAAGGAGCAGUAGCCUGAGCCACAAGAUGGCAAAACAAAAGUCGCCCAUGUCUCUUGAUACCCAUAUACCCCCGCCUCCACAAUCACCUCAGAUAUCUAUUGCUGUCAUCGGCGCCGCGGGAUGCGGCAAGUCAACUGUCAUACGGAAAGGUCUGAAGGCGUACAAGCUGUCUGAAUCUGCUACGUCCAGCUUCUCUGCUGGCCCCACGGCCACCGACGAUGAUGUCCAAAUACCUUACACCCGCUGGAAUGGGAAGAUCUCAGCCGGCCAUAAUUCUCCAGAUUACCUGCUUCGAAUACUCGAAGUCGACAUCUCGGCGUUGGAUCUGAGUCAGAGUGGCGCAAAAUAUUGGGAACGGCCUUCAUUAAAUGGGAUCAUUGUUUGUUAUGAUGCGGCACGCGAGGAGUCCUUUCAGCACGUUGCGGAUGGCCUGCGUGAAUUUGCACACCUCAAACUUCCGACCAUAGUACUUGCCUGCAAAUCAGACCUGCCGUUGCAUGUUGAUCCCAAGCGCGCCGCGAGAGUGCUACAGCAAUAUGACGUAGGUCUCAUCGAAGUUGCGACAACGAAUCCUGCAGGUAAGGACAAAAUACGGACAGCAUUUGAGUGGAUUUUCAAAGCGAUAUUUCGCGAGUUGCAGACCCCUGAAAACGCUCGCAGUGAACGCGAUGAAUACCGCAAUCCCGCCUCGCCCUCCGUUCUCGUCUCCUCACCAUCAUGGGAUGACUCACGCGCUUCAUCUGCCACGCCCACGGCUGCAUCCAUCGCCCCGACGCAAUCACAACCUACACAACCAUCAACGCAGCCUGAACCAGCCAGCCAGCCACAAACAUUGUCACAGUUUGUACUACCGCCUCCCUCACAGUCAAUUCAUUUAUCGUCGCCUACAUCUCCAUCUACCCCGCGGACAGCAACUACUCCAACUUCACCAACCCGUGCACGAUCAACGAGUGAUUUGCUUUCCGUGCAUGAGCAGUCAAGACGGCAGGAACGAGAACAACAUUCGAUCGGCAGGAAUGGUGGUUCCCCAACGGUGAGAAGCAAGGGGUCUAUGAACGCGUUACCAAGCAGUGGUGCGGGUGAGAAUGCGAAUGCACAGGAUGAACCGACGACUACUUCGGCAGAGCCUUCAUUGAAAGAGUCACGAGCUCCUUGGAUGACAUUGGAUGAGCUAUUGAACAAGCUGCUGUUUAUGGCUGUCAGCGAUGAUGACCCCGUCUUUGUUUCCCACUUCCUCCUUACCUACCGUCGGUUCGCAAGUCCGCGGAGUAUUCUUCUUGCAAUGCAAAAGCGGAUGCGUGCGCUGGAUCAGCCAUCAGGUGAUCCUAUGUUCGCUUGUUAUGCGCAGUUGAGGAUAUGUCUCCUCCUAGACAAGUGGAUAUCAACGUAUCCUAACGACUUCGCGGUUCCUGGCGCAGCGGGUGCCCUUUCAGCUUUGGUGAAGUUUGUGCUGACCAAGACAUAUCUGUUGCAUUACGGAGCCGGCCUUUUACCGUUUCUUGAUACUGUGCCGAGCUUGAAAGAUCGGGAUCAGGGUUGGGCGAUCAAGAUAGAGGAGGAGAGUGACGCGUCUUCUUCCACUUCUGAUGAAGAAGACUAUUCCGCGCCAGAGGCGGAAUUACUUCCUGCAGACAAUGCCCAGUUUCCCGUCAACACUGAAAGCAACGAUAGCGCGCCUACCUUUGUGCGACCGGUGACAGCACGAAAUCGCAAGUCCAGUCUGCCGCUAACAGCCAAGGCGCUAGUCUCUGGAUCUUCUAUCCUCUCACCGUCUAAUCAUCAAGACAGUGCGGAUCAGUCACCAAAACAGCAGCUGAAGCGAUUGGUCCAAGUUAGCGAAGAGGUGCAACGCAUUCCACACAAGGAAAUUGCGGAACACAUCACCCGAAUUGAGACUGCAUUCUUUCUCCAGAUUGAGCCUCGGCACUGGUUUCAACACGUUCUUGUCCAAGGAAGGAAGGAUCCGGACUCAGACCCGAUAGCCAAAUUCAACUAUAUUUCGAAUCACAUUGCACUUUGGGUCGUAUCGUUGAUAUUGUGUCACGAUAAGCCGAAAGCUCGCGCGAAACAGAUCGAGAAAUUUGUGCAAGUUGCAGAGGAGCUCCGCGUCAAGCACAAUUACUCGGCUUUGCGCGCUAUCAUCGCUGGCAUACAUAGUGCGACCUUCGACGGGGAUGAGGCCUUGAACAUCUUUCGGGCAAAGUCGCAGGAGCAGUGGAAACAUUUCCAAUCAUACGAUCAUCUGCUUCAGGCGGCGCGCGCGCAUCAGAAAUAUCGGAUGGCCCUGAGGAACACCAAGGGUGCAUGUAUUCCAGCACUGGAGAUUCAUCUCUCCGACCUGAUUCGUGCCCAUGAGGGCAAUCCUGACUAUUUUCAAGAUGAUUCCAGCAAGAUCCAUUGGGCAAAGUUCAACAUGAUGGCAAGAUUCAUUGACGUUAUCACGCAAUGUCAGAAUGGGUGUCGCCUCGCCCUAGGCGAGGAUCAUUUGUCGCACGAGCGGAGGAUACCACCAGAAUACCUGUUGUUGGACAAACCAGAAUUGUUGAUGGAUCUCGAUAUGCAAUUAUCUAGGAUAGCCCCGCCAGAUGCAGAAGGGCUCGAGGAUGUUUUCAGGCCUGCAAUACCACGGACUAUUUCCCGAGAGAUACAGCAUCCAUCCAAGGAUGCCGCCAUCCUACGCAAGAUUUUCUUCUGGUGAACGACACCGGCUACCCGUUUGCUCAUCACCAAUCUGUCGCUCGCUUGCACGUUUGCUUUGAUCGCGCCAUAUCUAUUGUACGUACCUACAUGGAUUUGUACCCACAAUUGUCGAUAUUGCUAUGCUGGUUGUCUAACAUCGCAUUGGCGAGUUGUUUGACACUAGCUGGCUCAAAGGCGCUGACACUUUGGCUUCGUGAGACCGGUUGAAUGCGCACUCUCUAUCCGCUAUACACGGUUCUGUUCGGGACAUGUAAACCAAAGAUGCAGCUGAUGGACAUGAACAAUGAAAGGGCGAGUCAAUCACUCUGCGAAGAAUCGACAUACAGAAACUACACAUGAUGACGAACCUCUUAUGCUAGUCCCUAAUGCAGGCAGGACC